AUGCGCUCUGCCAUCCGAGCAGCAGCUGUUGUUGCUCUGGCGGCUCCUGUGGCGCACGCUUUGGCUCCGCGCUCGCAGAUCACCAGCGAUUCCUACGAUUUUGUCGUCGUGGGCGGUGGUCAAGCCGGCCUCGUGCUCGGCCGUCGUCUGUCGGAGAAUACCAACUAUACCGUGCUUGUUCUGGAGGCCGGCACCAAUGGCGACGAGUAUCGCGAGCGAAUAGAUACUCCCGCAUACAGCUACUACGACUCCCUCUGGACGACACCGCUCAAUUGGGCUUUCAGCACUGUCCCGCAGCCCAAUGCAGGAGAUCGUGAGAUUUUCUGGCCGCGUGGGAAGACACUCGGAGGCAGUUCCGCCAUCAACGGGCUGUACUUGACCCGCCCGGGCAAAGAUGAGAUCAAUGCUUGGAUGGACAUGCUGGGCGACAUGGACGGCGCCGAUUACUGGGGGUGGGAUUCCUUCUAUUCCGCGCUGAAGAAAAGUGAGACCUUCACCCCGCCGAGUGAUUCAAUCGCCGCCGAGGCAAACAUUACUUGGGACGCCUCCACCCAUGGUACCGAUGGCCCUAUCCAUGCCUCGUACCCGGGCUAUACCUUUUCUCAAGUGGGCCAAUGGAUAAUGUCUCUGGGAACCGUGGGCAUUGCCAGCUCCAGUGAGAUGUACGGCGGCGCCAACUAUGGCGCCGAACUCUCAACAUCCACCAUCAACCCCACCAACUGGACGCGCUCAUACUCUCGAACCGGCUACCUGGAUCCCCUGCCAGACAGUGGAAACUACGAUGUCUUGACUGAUGCCUAUGUUACUCGCCUGGUUUUCAAAAAUCCCUCGAGCAAAGGAAACUUGACAGCAAGCGCUGUCGAGUACACUUGCGACGGCGGCAAGACCAACCAGACUGUUCAGAUCAACAAGGAAGUCAUCCUUACAGCCGGCGCUGUCGGCAGUCCCGCGAUUCUGCUCUACAGUGGCGUUGGGCCUAAGGAUGUCCUGUUAGAUGCCGGGGUUGACCUUGUUUCUGAACUUCCUGGCGUCGGCCAACACGUUCAAGAUCAUUUUAGCGCAACUAUGAAAUGGACUACAAACGUUGAAACUUCGGGUUCCAUCUACUACGAUGACGGUGCUGACAAGAACGACACCCUCUAUCUUUCAUACAUUGACUCGGCUAUUGCCUACGUCAACGCAUCUGCCUUGUUUGGCGAUGAAGUCGAUUCUCUUCAGCAAAGCAUCCUGUCCAACAUCACCUCGUAUUCUCCAAACACGACCUAUGAUGCUGGUGUGGUUGCUGGCUAUGAGGCGAUUUGCAACAUUACUGCAAACACUAUUCUGAACAGCACUGUCGGCCAGAUUGAGAUCUUGUAUAUGAACAGCGAUGCCAAUGGCGACGUUGGCAUCACUGCUGCGCUUCAACACCCGUACAGCCACGGCCGUAUCUAUAUCAACUCCUCGAACCCGCUCGACUACCCGGUCAUUGACCCGAACUAUCUCGCUCACCCGGCUGAUCUCGAUAUUCUACUCAAAGGAAUCAAACUCGUUCGUCGGAUCGGUGAAAGUUCCCCAUUAAAGAGCACCCUCAUCAAAGAGACAACGCCCGGUUCCGACGUGAAAACCGAUGACGACUGGCUCGACUGGCUGCGUCAGUCAGCCAGCACCGAAUUCCACCCCUCGUCGUCUUGCGCCAUGCUGCCGCAGGACCAGGGUGGCGUUGUUGACGCCAAUCUGCGCGUGUAUGGUCUGGCCAAUGUCCGCGUGGCCGAUGCUAGUGUGGCCCCGUUCGCCUUGGCUACGCAUUUGAUGUCUUCGACUUAUGCAAUCGCCGAGCAAGCCAGUGACAUUAUUCUGAAAACGUACAAUACUACCAGCCCUUCGCCCACGGUUCCGCAUUUGAGUACAUCCUCUACCGCGGUACCGGAUCAUACUCCUAGCCCGACCAGUACCAGAGCCAGUGCCGCUUCUGAUUCCCGUCAAAGCCCUGCUGCGUUGUGGUACCUUGGUGCUUCUCUGGCCGUCGUCUUCAGUCUGCUCUUCUGA
Talaromyces rugulosus is the source of this 2028-nucleotide messenger RNA. RefSeq lists its product as uncharacterized. Gene Ontology annotation, molecular function: oxidoreductase activity, acting on CH-OH group of donors; flavin adenine dinucleotide binding. The coding region runs from base 1 to 2028 and encodes 675 amino acids. Lineage: Eukaryota; Fungi; Ascomycota; Eurotiomycetes; Eurotiales; Trichocomaceae. The transcript is spliced from 7 exons. The record is from RefSeq and is a predicted model, not a curated record.